AUGAAGGAGACUAAACACACAAGAACUGAUGAAAUUGGUAUGAUAAAUGGCAUGAUCAAUGCAGCAACUCCAAUUUUUACACCCGAGCAGUACCAACAAAUACUCAGAAUAUUGAGCAAGGAAAAAGGACCAGCGGGAAAAAACACACCAGUAGAUGUGGCCAAUAUGGCAGGACCUCUUCAGUGGCAAGAAAACCAAUUUUCUUCUACUGUCAAGAUUUUCAGGUCUGAUAAUGGCUAUGAGUUCUUUAAUUCUCUUUGUUCUAAUCUAUUUCAAACCAAAGCAAUUGUUCAUCAAAGUAGUUGUGUCUAUACUCCCCAACAAAAUGGGGUUGUAGAAUGGAAGCAUAGAUACCUACUUGAAGUAGGCAGAGCCUUGAGGUUUCAAACUGCAUUACCUUUAAAACUGUGGGGUGAAUGCAUUCUAGCAGCCACUUAUAUCAUUAAUAAAUUGCCUAGCACUGUUCUACAUGAAAAGACUCCUUAUGAGCUUUUUCAUGGCUGUUUCCCUAAACUGGAUUACCUAAGAACAAUAGGAUGUCUUUGGUUUAGUACCAGACUUGACUCUCAUGACAAAUUCCAAUCAAAAUCCAUUCCUGUUAUUCUUCUAGGUUAUGCUUCUACACAGAAAGGCUAUAAACUAUAUGAACUUAACUCUAGAAAAAUCUUUGUCAGUCGAGAUGUUAUCUUUAAAAAAAAUAUCUUUCCUUUCAAAUGUCCAAAAGAGAAAUUUCUUUCAUCACAACAUGAUUCCUCCACACUCAUGCCUGCAGCUAGUUCUAAUAUCUUUUCUCCUUCUCCAACACUGGAUUAUGGGCCAGUCCCAUCUACACAAGCAUCACCCACUUCACCGCCUUUAUCUCCAAUCACCAACUUGCCAGCUUCACCUUCAGAACCUCAGAGUCCUCUAUUCACUACCAAUUCAUUCCCUGCUGCAGAGUCAAUCCCAUCAGACACCUUGCUCUCUUCCUCUCCCAUGGACCCUGCUACCUCUGCUGAACCUAGCUCUUCAGCCUCACCUGACUUACCUCCAUCUAGGAAGUCAGGGAGAACUAGUAAGCCACCAAUUUGGUUGACUGACUAUGUUCAUCUACCCCUACCAUCCACUCCUUCUACAUCUUAUCCCAUUCAAUAUUUUAUUUCUUACACUUACCUCUCUCCUUCUUUCAAAGCAUUUCUUACUUCUUUUUCUGCUGAUGUUGAACCAUCAUCUUUUCAUCAAGCUAGUAAGGAUGACAUAUGCGUUGAAGCUAUGAAACUUGAAAUUGAAGCAUUAGAACAGAACAACACUUAG
Messenger RNA from Nicotiana tabacum (common tobacco), 1293 nucleotides. The record is from RefSeq and is a predicted model, not a curated record. NCBI's taxonomy places the organism in Eukaryota, Viridiplantae, Streptophyta, Magnoliopsida, Solanales, Solanaceae.